AUGCAAAUGGGCAAUGGAGUCGAAAUCCAAAUGCAGACAAAGGACUUCUACAGAGUUCAUGGAGUUGACGUUGAGACCGUACGUGGCAGUUUGCAAACUCAAUAACUUAAAAUCAUAUUAAUUUGCUCAAUUCGUUCAUGGCAAAUAAAGCAUUACCAUGUGCAUGCAUCCGGUUCCCAAAAAUAAGUCUGGUAGAAAUAAGUUACGCAGCCUCACUGGGUUUAAUAGGCAUAACCAACUGUUACAUCUCGCUAAGUAUGCCUUGUUUGGUCUACUAAUUCAGAGCUACAGGGUGUCUUCCAUUAGGUUUUAUCUAGCGCGUUGAUAUAAGCGCAUGCAACUAGUUGAUUCACUAUGACCUUCUUUAGUGAUAAAUUAUGUGACAUGAGGUGGCCUUAGGCGUUCGCUCCUCCACUUCGUAAUUCACUGUGCCUUACCGUAAUUUUCUAGUCUUCCCAAUGCAAUUGCAUUGACCAAUCCUUGUCGAUUCUUAACUCCGUGACUUACUUAUUUCUUCCAAAAGAGUAGCUAAACCCUUUCAUAACAUAUCGGUACUCACCAUAAAACGCGUGCUGCUAGGAUCGCCGGUUGCAUGUUGAUUAACUUCGCAUCGGUGGGUACAAAAGUGCUCGAAUACCUCGACAUCUUCAGACGGUGUCUGCUGUAGAUGGCGUACCCCGUGAUUUAUUUACUUCCGCAAGAAUACUCGUGCCUAGCCCUUUACCGAAACAAUAAUAAGGCGGGUAGAUUUAUUUGAGUUUAUGUAAAAACAUUUUCUUAAAAGUGGUCGUUGAAUCGCCGACAGACAAAUGUCCUUCGUGUUCCGCGUUCGGGAAGCUGUUUUACCGGGUAUGCUUUGCAGUAUGUAACAGGAAUAUGCCCCAUGUUUUACCACUGUCAAUGAGUGACUAAUCUCAUGAAAUGUUGACCGAAAUCCUGCAAAACGUUUUCGAUUAGGAAGGAAUACUUAGAUGGGGUUGUAAUAUGGAUCAUUAUACGACAUAAUCAUAUGGCAUUUCGGACUCAUCAUGAUGUCAGCAUUCAAAUGAACUUCCCUUCGACCUCCUGUGGAAACCGCUCUCGGUAAAAAAUUACUGCCUAAGUAGCAUACAUUUUUCACGUUGAUUUUUAAUCGCAUUAUAAAUUCAAGUAUAUUUUAUGGAAAACAUGCACAAAAUAUGCUUUCUUUUCUUCGUUAAGUAGGACGUUAUGUUAUCUUCACAUUUUAUGUUCGAAGAAAGGAUAUAUUUAGGUUUUGUAAAAGGGUAUUAAUUCCUAAAUAAUUUUGAGCCUGAUCAGUCGUUGCAUUAGGCAUUAGUGAUUUCAAUCUACAAGGUGCAUGAAUUCCGCGAAAGGAAAAUCACAUAUCCAUCCACGUUCUCAAGAUAAUACCAUAUAGAACUCGUAGAUUUGAAAAGAAUGACAUGCUCACUAGAUCACUAGAUUGUUGACCUUUUGGAGAGCUUGGCUGGCUCUUCAUUGCCAAAGCAUUUAGUGCAAAAAGCAACCAGAAUUUUAAAUAAACGGCCAAAUUACUGGGCCUUGACCGAUCGAUUUUUUCUUCUUUCGCUGCUUUAGCCCUCUGAGCAUCGCAUGUGGAUGUUGGUGGUCUCCUGUGUGGGGGAUGUCGUCACCUCAUUUGAGGUUGGUUGCGUCUGUUUUCCCUUUUGGGUGAAUUAGUCGACGGACCGUGUUUGCCCAGUAUACGUAAGCUCCGUGUGACCGUCUUGUCCUGGUCAUGGCGUAUGUAGUGACGUAGGAUGUUUUAAGCUGCAGGAAGGCCUAGAUGCCCGUUGAUAGAAUUGGAAUCUGAGUACCAAGCCUCAAGUGUGAGAGGUUCUGUCCUUGACGUGCCCCAGCCCAGGACAGGUGCUCCUUGAAAAUCAAAACUGUGGCCAGUUUCACCGAUGUGAGUCGCUUGAUGUGAGUUGGUAUUUAGUCUUUGAGAUGCCAGCUUGUGCUUAUGUUGGCCACAAGAAGAACAACCUGAAGUCUCGAGGGCCAUUCCCUACGUUAAAGGGGUUUCCGAGGCGGUGCCUCGAUUGUUACAAGCCGCCGGAGUAGGCACAGCCAAUCUACACCAGGCAACAUCACAACGUUGUCUGAUACAACCCAACGACAUACUGGCACCCACUGAAACGUCAGAAGUUGUUUAUUAAAUACGUUGUGACGAUGAAGACUUCCAUUACGUUGGGGAAACCGGACGGACAUUGCAGACCCGCGUUCAUGAGGUAACGACGCACAACACAGGAGACCACCAACAUCCACAAGCGAUGCUCAGAGGGCUAAAGCAGCGAAAGAAGAAAAAAUCGAUCGGUCAAGGCCCAGGAAUUUGGCCGUUUAUUUAAAAUUCUGGUUGCUUUUUGCACUAAAUGCUUUGGCAAUGAAGAGCCAGCCAAGCUCUCCAAAAGGUCAACAAUCUAGUGAUCUAGUGAGCAUGUCAUUCUUUUCAAAUCUACGAGUUCUAUAUGGUAUUAUCUUGAGAACGUGGAUGGAUAUGUGAUUUUCCUUUCGCGGAAUUCAUGCACCUUGUAGAUUGAAAUCACUAAUGCCUAAUGCAACGACUGAUCAGGCUCAAAAUUAUUUAGGAAUUAAUACCCUUUUACAAAACCUAAAUAUAUCCUUUCUUCGAACAUAAAAUGUGAAGAUAACAUAACGUCCUACUUAACGAAGAAAAGAAAGCAUAUUUUGUGCAUGUUUUCCAUAAAAUAUACUUGAAUUUAUAAUGCGAUUAAAAAUCAACGUGAAAAAUGUAUGCUACUUAGGCAGUAAUUUUUUACCGAGAGCGGUUUCCACAGGAGGUCGAAGGGAAGUUCAUUUGAAAGCUGACAUCAUGAUGAGCCCGAAAUGCCAUAUGAUUAUGUCGUAUAAUGAUCCAUAUUACAACCCCAUCUAAGUAUUCCUUCCUAAUCGAAAACGUUUUGCAGGAUUUCGGUCAACAUUUCAGGCGAUCAGUUACUCAAUAUACUCUGCUCAUCAGUGCAUUUAAACAUUGCACAAUUCCUUUGCAUAUAUAUUUUGAUCUUUUCUAAAUUUAUAAAAUUACGUCCCUACAUGCACGAAUUAUGCAAAUAAAACAUUUGGUCAUACCUAACGUAUUUGACCUUUUCGGUGUUCAUUAUGAUGUAUUUCCACGGCUCCUCUAGCAUUCAUCUGCAUCGCAUUACCUCGCAGUAAAUGUAGACAGUUACACAAUGUGGCACCUCCUAUUUGUCUCUUCUAUUGGUUGUUCAUUCUGUUAGUUCCGGGCCUGCUCCAAAUUUGUAAGCACCGGUCUAUUCAAAGACAUUUUCAUGUACUGGAAGUUGCUUUCGUUUAUUUUUCUAAUUAACACGCUUCAUACCAUUGCCAUAUCUAGGCGCAGGAGAAAAAUUUAAAUUAAAAUCGAUUUAUCUGUUAUGUUUUAUUACGUUCACUUCAUUUCCUCUCUGCGUGUUGCCUCACCCGUAAAACCCUAUUACCACCAUUCGAGAUCCGAAGGUACCGGUUGCGAGGUGGGGUCACACAACUUACCGCUACCGCUGUCAAAGCUAGUCGAACUGCCUUUAAAUUGUAUCAUACGCACACUACAGUUGGACAGUCGAUUUCGGCGAUGUCUACCAUUUAUCCCACAGUACUGUGAGAUCAGGGUCAGUUAUAACUCUCUGCACUGUUCGAAGAGGAGUGAUAGCGGAUCGUCUGAACGGUAGACGACUGAAUUAACGGUCAUUGAAUUGAGACUGGGGUGAUGUGCAAUGUGUCGACAUCUUAGGCCCUCUUGAUGGACGUCUGUGUCAACGUGCGGGAUAUUUUUCGUGCUUCUGUAUUAAGCCUGGAGAAAUCAUAUCUCUCGUUUUUUUUGGUCAUAGCUAUGGCCUCGGGAUCGUCCCAUUUGAAUCGAUUGUUGCAAACGGGUUUAUGCGAAAAGCCGAAAAAACAGAAGGCCAAGCCGACAGAUAGUUGGUUUGUGUUCGUUAGUAUGAGUGCCUAGGUUGUCACCAGACUUGCAGCAAACAUGUAGUCUUGAGUUUAUACUUUGCUGACACCAAGCCGCCGUCUGAUAACAUAAAUAUAUGAAAUGUGGGAUUCUCACUUCUGAUUGUUUGGGGUCAUAGAGUGCACAUUAGUAGAUUAUGUGUUUGUGGACUGGAUGGCAUGAUCAAUAGAGUGCAUGUAUACAGCUUUCUGUGGCGUAGAGCGGGUCGAUGGAACUGCGGACGGCCAGUAAAAUUCGUAUUCACCCUUUUCACAUACUUGUGCCACAUUCCGGUAGUAAAUCUUCAUUGCACCUCAUAUGUACAUAUUCGCUUCACUAGAACGUGAAUUUUAAAAAACCUGUAAAGAACGUAAAUUCGUAAAUAAAAACAGCAAGUUUAACAAGAUCUCUACCGCGAGUUAUAGAUGGAAUUGUGAGUUUCCCGUAGGCGUAAGUUUGUAGGCACAUUGCUUCCUCAAUUGUCUGGGUUUCGUAGGAUUACCCAAUUAAAUACUUUCGCUGUAUCAAGAAGGUAUCCCUCCCGGCUGAGAGGUCGGCUAGGCAUAAUCGUCAUUGAUCGUCAUAAAUGUAUUCCGACAACUCGUGCAUCGACCGGCACAUCGCAUUAGAUGCAAUCUCAAAUAAAAGUGGAAUUUGCGAUAACCAGGCAAAACGUGAUACAAACCUACGGUAAAAACAGACUUGCAAGAGUGCCAGAGCAAUAUAGAUUUUAAGGAAUGCUUAAAUUGUAACUGCUGUAGACAAUAGCUUCACGUAUGAGUAUUCCCUGGGGAACCAGAGUCGAAAUGAGCUUUGUCAUCUUUCCCAAAGGAUUUAUUUCCUUCGAAUUACACUUCACAGAAGGCCCGCUUUCUAAUUCAUAUAUAAAGAUGUAAAAACUCGAAUAUACUGCUUUUCAAGCCACCUAUUGCCAUAGUUCCGUGUAUGCGUUCUCACGAACACUUCCCAUGUUGUAACUAUCGGACAGACUGCAAGAAAAGAGGUACACGCGGAGGUGAACGGUAACCUCAUUCGGAUUCCAAAUCCCCCCGAGUACGUUUGCCUAACCUUUCGGCUGGAGGGCGGUUCCGUCGCAAGAAGAUGCCUUUUCGUGGAGAGACUUUAUAGCCGGAUCGAUAUGUCUUUUAAUGUACACGUUGAAAGGCUAAACAAUCCUCUGCAGUCAUACAAAAUUCAGUGGCGAGCUUCAGAGGAAGAAAACUUUGGCGUACUUGUUUACAACACGUAAGUUGGUCGAUUUGCAUAGACGCACUACUCGUGCGCCAUUUUUUAAACCUACGUGCACAAAGUAUAACGUAAAAGGGGGGAAUAAGUACCCUGGAUCCAUAAACCCUGACGCCUUGCGAUCCAAAAGUAUACAAACUUACCUCAUUGGAGAGCUUGUGCGUUGAUUAUGACCGUGUCGGCCAACGGUUCCUUGUAUUCAUUCUUUUCUUCCUCAUAUUCCAGCACUACAGCCUUCGCUCACAUCGACGUGAUACGAGGUAUGGCUGUUUGGAGGCUGUAGACAAAUGCUAAAAGUGCGGGCAUGAACAGUAACAAUGGACUCGGCCAAGUACUUUAAUCACACUGAGUUGUUUGAAUAAAAUCAAGCAAUUUUCGGACUAACCAUUGCGCUGCUCAAGCUGUCGCGUUCCAGUUCGCGUCUUAGAGCUAAACCCUGGCCGAAGACAGGUCGACAGGGGACGAAAAAUAAAAUUUGAAUGGAUACAGAUGGGCAAAGUUUUAUCAGUCAUUUACGUCAGCGGACUAGAGGACAAGCUACGGAGUAAAAUGUGGGAUGAGUUCAAAAUUCACUUCACAGUCAGACAAGCUUCCAUCGUCAGAAAGUGUGGACUUUGUCUGUCGUCAAGCUGGUCUGCGGGUCUAUAGAUUCCCACUUCUCUGUGUAUCUAUGCGGACGCUGUAGAUUAAUGCCUAAAGAGCGAACACCAAAAUCUCCCUCUGUUCCGGCCGCUCAGUCAAAUCUCACAGUGUAUUCGUACUGAAAAGAUUUUCUUUCGACCACAUGAUCGGUAAACAAACUCUUGCACCCCCCUGAAAGUGGAGUGUUCGCUGUCCAUUGAGCACAGACAAUGCGUCCGUCUACGAUGGCCAAAAAUAUGACGGUGCAACCGAGCGCUUUCAUCAUGCCUGAUAGAAAUGGGCGUAGAUCACUCUGCAAGAUAGAAGGUGGCCCUGUAUCGUAGCAUUAUAACUAUUGUCCACUAGAAUAGAAACAAGAUGGGGAAGUCUGUGAACAGAAACCAAACAUGUUCCAAACGCAGGAGACAUGGUACGCUAAGUGCAAAUCGAAUGAUAAUAACUGGAAGUAGUUAUUUCUUUCUUCAAAUCUAAGUGACUACUAGACAGCUUAGGGCGUUGGCAGUAGGUUAUACGACGGCAAAUACUGCCCACAGGUUUAUUUAGAUGUCGCACAUAAAAUAACGUCCAACACCAUUCGGCCAAAGUCGACAAAUUUUAAGCCAGAAACCUGGAGGAAUCACUGUUAUUUAGGAUAAAUCCGGAAACCUUCGCAGUAGAAGUGGGAGGAUCCAAAAUGACAAUUCAUACGCAUUCUCUUACACCGAAAAUGGACAUAUCCGACUUCGUGGGAUAAAGAUAUUCCCGCGACCCCCUAUGGCUUUUCACUUAUAGUGAAUAAGUCUGUCUCAAAACAUGCCUCCGUAAACACAGUGAAAUUCCCUCCCCCGAUUUAGAAACAUUACUCAUUUUAUCACAGAUUCAACGGGAGAGUGGCGUUCACCGAUCGUUUUCUACGGAAUUCACUCGUCCCGUUGAGUUUUACGGGCUCUCUCUAAAGCCCAAUCAGCAGCCGCACAGCGGCGCAUAAUAUAGGCAGAAUGAUAUUACCGGUAAUAACAUGCUUAAUAAAUAUCUGUUUAAGUCCUACUUUUAAUACCGACCGUCGGUCAUCCCUUGGACGUGUCUAUGUGUCUUAGCAAAUCAGUUGAGGUAAAAGACGACAGCUCUGCUCCAUCCGAUAUUUAGGUCGGACGGACGACUAGCAUUUUAAACCUCGAACAAUUUCCAGCUGACAUUGUCGGCUCAUGAAAAAUAACUUCUUACUAGAGUCCUAUCACCCUCCCUAGGACACACAUGAAACAGUUUAUCCAAAAGACGUCCUCCACUGCACUGUAUAAUCUUCGUCCUGGCACAACCUACGUUAUCUGCGUCUCCAGUAACGUCGGCAGGCUACAAAUUGCAUGCACACAUUGGAGAACGAAUAAUUCGGGUUUAGACACCGAAAGCACCGACUCCGCCAAAGCUUUGCAGAUACCUGUGGCACUCAGCGGACUGGGCGACACUUGGUCUCACCUCGUCUGGGAACCGCCCAUAAUCUACAAAAGGGGCUGGAUCUUGGCUCCAGAGGCUUACCUCCUACUUGCUCAGCCAACGGGUUCCAAAUGUCCAGACCGGACAAUUCUGAUCUUUACAACUCCGGUACGUUUCAGUCACCAGUUUGCGAUGACAAUAUGUCGAACCUGCGUUUUGCAAGAAUAUGCCAACUAAAAUAAUCCCUAAUCAACAAGGUAGAGAAACGUGCAAGGCAGCAUCCACUUCGUCAAAUUAGUUCUCUUUUACUAAUUAAUAACUAUAACCAGUUGUCGCAUUUCAUAAAGUACAUUCUGUCAUUGUCAGACAGACGGAAGUUUUAAUAGUUUAUUGCGGUAUAUCGAACACGCGGGCGGGAAGGUGAAGAAGAAUGACAGAGUGAAAGAGUAGCCAGCAGGAUUUAAACGGACGACCGCGUGUUUUUUGGGGAUAUUUUCUUUCCUACUUUCAUUCCCAAUCGGUGGGAAUAUAUAGAGGAGGUGCUGUUUGUUGAACUGUUGUCGUCCAGUCAGUCUUGGGCUCUUCCUUUGUUGCAGAGUGACAAUGAGGUCGUAGUAUGCAGUAGGACGUCGUUGUUGGGAAAUUCGUAGGUUCUUACUGUGGAACACCGUGGUUCCCGUAGUCCACGGACCUGGAGCUGACUGGAAUGCACUUAUGUGUUCCUAAAGCAAGUUAUGCUCUUAGUGCGCCGGCUCAACACAGAGGCUAUAUUUUAGUGCGAUAGGCAUUAUUUGGGAAUGCUAAUCCACAACAAAUACCAAUACUGCAAUGUGGUGACACACCUUCCCUCAUUUGCAUUGUGAUGCAAAAUCCUGGUCAGUAUACGUUGCGGACCAGCGAAUGUGUUGGUACGCCUAGGUGCGGGUUUUGUCCGUGCCAGGAAUCCGCGUCCUCUUCUGCCUCGGGCCUUCUUGACUCUGCCUUGACACCAGAUUCAGGUGGAAGAGGAAAGAGUGCGGAAGAUGAUGUGCAAGUUACCGUCCUUGACCUUAUUCUGCUGUGAAGCAUGCGGUGGACAUGGUCGGCAGCCAUGGUCAGACCGUUGUGGGAUACAUUGCUGCGAUUUCAAUAAAGCAAAAUAUAAGCUACAUAACAGAAAUUGCUGAAAAGGCAGAUACAACACAUGUGUAUACUACCAGCUGCCCGCCAGUACUUUGCGAAUACUACUUGGCCUAAAACUGACAAGGUUAGUUCAGACUGAUUUACUUAACGUAAGCGACUAAUUUCUAAGGAAAUUAAAUUGCUGCUAUUCCGGACCUUGACUAUUUUCCGGAAAGCAAACCCACUUAUGAACCGAACCCCAGCAUCUGUGUCACGCAGCGGUAGAAUGUUGGUGAAGCACGUGUCUGGCUGUCAGCUAGUACCUGUGCUAUCAGUACGGUAAAUUACGCAACAUAAUUGUACAGUAGGAUCGGUGUGAGUCUGAUAACCGCUCUUUCGAGAAUGAGAAGUUCAAGGGGAUAUUAAAAAGUAAAUUACGCAUUUUCCAACCGCGUGAAAGGUAUUGCUUGUCCUUACCACACUAUGCUUGAAGUGAGUGAAUAAAGUUCAGUUGUAAAGAAGAUAUGACGUUCGCAUGAUUCUGCAUUCGACGACAGCAUUUUAUGCUUCUCCUUCUAGGCUGAUGAAGGCACAAAGACGAUCAUGGCAGCCGUUCAGGCAAUUAAGGACGUAUAUUUUGAGCACUGCGUGGACAUAACUAUGACAGAAAGUCGUCUUUCCUGUAGCUGUUCGUCUGAUGACAGACCUGUCUGGAUCGAUGGAAUUCCCUACAAGAACGUGGCCAGGAAAAAUUACUCCUUUGAAUUCACCAUCCGCGGCCUAGAGAUAAACAGGCUCUACAAUUUUACAGUCAUUCCAGUUCUUCCAUUUUUCCAUCCUUCAAGGUGGCUUUACACGCAUGUCUCGGUUUUCGGGCAGACAGGCAAGUUUUGCUGCAUUUCUUUCGACGUAAAAAGAAUGCUCAUCGGACGCAGUCGUAUGAUAGUUUAUAUGUCGCAAGUUUUGACGUGUGUGCAGGCAUGACUUGCCCGUGGGCUUAUUUACGGAAAACCCACAUAUUGCAGAAUCCACCUUACGUACUGUCUCGAAGCUACGACGUCCCUUUAAUUAGUCAAAACGACCAGAGGUGGGCGUAGAUGCGGGGUAUAGCAACGCUAAACAAUUCAUCUGCGUAUGACGUAAGUUCGUGCUUUUAAUUCAGACGUAUGAAGCCAAAAUUUGGCGCGGGUAGAGAUUGCAUCAUGUCUACUUCAAUACUUGAAGAGGAAGACACGAUCGCCGGGACAGGAGUUUUAUUAGCCUGGCGUUUCGGAUUCCUGCUAAAACCCGUCAUCAGAGACAAAAGAAGGUGAGGGUGGUUCAUGCAAAUGCGGCUGCAGUAUUUAUAGGAUGCAGUAGCCAUACUACCGCAUACCUAUGCAUCAGGGGUCGUUGCCCGUGGCGUGAUGGUCGAGAUUCGCGUCGUUAAUUGCUGCAAUUUCAUCACUUGUGUUGGAUGUUGGCGUGAUGAUUGCUCGACCAUCUGACGCAUCGAUCUUGGUGCUGGCAGAAGUGUUCACCUGUGCGCUCCCCGCAUGGCCAAUUACUCCGCCUAGACGAAGUCUCAGCACAGAGUAUUGAACGGGAAGAUCAUUGCACCUGUUAAUAGACUGAGGGCCGGUAAACCAUGACUCUAGCAGCUCCCGGCUCACCCGGUUGUCACCCCUUGCGAGAAUUUCGACCUCGUCGAAUUUGAAUGUGUGGCCGGAGCCCGUCGAAUGAGCCGCAACUUGAGAGCUGGCGUCAUUUCUCCGCACCGCUGCAGCGUGUUCAGCCAUUCUCGUUCGGAGCUGUCUUCCGGUUUCUCCGACUUAGUUGCUUUGUCCGCAACUGCACCAGAUCCGAUAAACGACUCCAGGCGUUUCUUGCCGUGGCAGUGGGUCGUUCGGUUUCAUUAACCGACGCCUGAUGGUUGCCUCCGGCCUGUGUGCAACUCCAACCCCAAGGGUGCGAGAUGGCGGCCAACAGCUUCCGAAACGUUCUUACAUAUGGAAGCGCUCACCAAACUUUGGUGUCCGCGCGGUUAGGCUUUUCGUCUCUUUUGCGUAUGCACCGGUUGACAAAGUUGCGCGGGCAGCCAUUGGCAACCAGUACGUCUUCACAGUGAAGGGCGAAGCGCCUGUUCAGUCUUCCUCUUCCUUCCCCUUUCCCAUGAAACAAUCAGGUUUUGGCAAGAUUGAACACAUUAGUCCACGUAACGUAAUGUCACGUGCAUUGCGGGUCUCACAAGGAUUUGGACCUCUUAUAUAAGUGAGAAGCCACACGCGCCAAGUAAUCCGGAGCCACUGCAGUCGAGUUUACAUACCAGACGAGAAUCGAGUUACGCCUUCUUCUCGAAAUCUCCCAAAGGACGACUUUUGUCGGGCUGUGCUAAUUCCAGUCAGGACAUAUUUAAUAUAGUAACGAGUGUUGCCAUAGAAAGAUAUUGAAUUUCCUAUGCAUCAAUAAAAUCUCUAAGCUUUGCAGGUGCAAAGGGUUUAGUUGCAUCUGCCUCCAUCUACGACAGUCUAGCCGUCAUUACCGAUGAUGCCACGGCAUGGAGAGCACAGGAACGUUGAGUUGUGCGUAAGCUACAGCAGAUGUGCUAACUCAUGAAAUGUUUACUGAAUUUCUGAAGUGCGUUUCCGACAUGAAGAGGAUUACUUUAGUAGGGUUGAAACAUUACUCUACAGACAGCAUAAUCCCAAGUUAUUUCAGGUACUUCAGGAUGCCGACUUCCAAACAAUCCUCUUUCCAGGCGCCUGCAAAUACCACACUUCCUAAAAUUUUGGUAAGAUUCUUCUUCGUAGCCUCGCCUGUUAGAGAUUAGGGGUUAGGCUAAGGGCUAAAGAUUAGAGUUUGGGAUUUGUGUUGGGGUUAGUGUUAGGGGUUAGUGCUAAACCGCCUAUUAACACCGGCCCCGGCCGGGCUUGUCUACUGUAUGUACGGCAAAUAAAUAAGAUCCGGCUGGAGUUUUUCUCAUUGACUUCCGGUGUCUUUAUAUAUUCUAAUAUAAUUCUCAGAAAACAUGCAUAAAAUAUUUGAUGGCAAAUUACGUCGUUUUCCCAUUUCGUACUAGAAAAAAGGGUGCAAUUCGAUUUCAAAAGAAUGGCUUAAUGCCCGAGUGAUUUUUCACCCGACCUGUCAUUACACUUGCAUUCAGGGUUUUCAAAAUACAAGUUAUCUAUUUUUUGUAUACGGGAAAUCGUAUGAUCCUAUAUGUUAUCUAAACGACCAUGGAGGUUCAUAAGUUCAGCAGUGGACUUAAGCCAUAUUGUAAAGUUUACAAGGAACAUUAGUUAGUGCAGAGACACAAUGUUUUAUAAACGGGCAUUUCACAGCCUUUAAAAAUCUCAUCAUUAGAAACCUCAUUAAAACCCAAUAAUACCACUCCUUCAAGCCUACAAUCGGAAGACGAACUAAUUUUCCAACAAAUAAGUAAGGAAAUAAUUUUUUAUUUAUGCUUUAUAUGAAAUAUACGUGGAUUUACAUUGACAUCGAAAAUCAUAUUAAGUAAGUAGUUAUUUUUUGCAGAGUGUAGACGGCCAGAAGGAAGUUCGUUCGGAAGCCGCAUCCUCCAGUAACUGCAUUUUCAUGGCAGUAAGCUGCACGAUGAUUAAUGUUACGACCCUACUUAAGUAAUCUUUUCGAGUCGAAAACGCAUUUCAUAAUUUUGGUUGGAAAUUUUAAUUAAUUUAAUCAUCGAAUAUAGUUUAUAAUGAUAACGGAUUGUUGUUCCAUCUACCACACGCAUGCACUUGAACCUGGCGUCAAGACGUGGUCAAGAAAACCAAGGUUGAACUCGGGAGCACGUGGCUGGUGCGGCGUGAAACUGCGCCUUGGCGUGUCGACACAGGCUCAUGAAUGACAUUUUAUAUGAGUACACAGCCCCAUAAUGCAUGCCACACACUAAUCUGGCCGCCAUUUUUGUGUCCAGUGCAAAUCCUGCGUGGCCCUUUUUGGGGCAUGACGCGUAUCACACGUAUGCGCAGCAGUAGGUGAAAAUUCACACAAACUCUGCGCAACCCGACGAACUGAUCCAUUUAAUUUAACGGAUCGGUAGCGUAUCCUGUAAAUUGGUGUGCCUUCCAGUCGUGGCAGUCAGUAGUUGCUAGGGUGAGCCUAGGUGUAACUGACAAGAACGCCUUUAUUAUUACCUGUUUUUCACCUUGAAGAGGGGAGUUUUCGUUGGCACGUCGAGCAGUUUCUUUAAAAUGCUAUUUCAGUGGACUGUCACUGAAAAACAACAGUACUCAGCGCAUCGCAACCUUACCCCGUCCUCUAGUUGAGGGCUCACAGCCCAUGCAAACGAUGGCAUGACACUUAGAAAACAGUACGCUAGCACUCAAGCCUAGCUGCUUGUUGCCAUGCUACCGCCUGUGAGACUCUCAGCCGCAGCUCCAUGGUAGCACACCCGUUGAAUCCCGCAAUCCAGACAGACCAGUGCACACCAUUCAUUAAGACGGUGACUAUUAACGACGGAGGCCGAUAUGGGGUUGACCUCUGGAUGCAUCGGUUCCAGAUGAGGAUUGAGCUAGAACUGUUGGAGUUGCUGGUUUUCCGACACUACAGACCGAAAUUUUGAGUUCGGCUUAUGGAUGACGUCUUCGUCUUCAUUGAACGGGAUCAGGUGCUGAUAUUCAAAAAACGUCUCAUCGUCAUCUUCUUGGUAAUUCGAUUUACGAUAGACGAUGAAGAAAGCAACCAACUGGCCUUCCUUGGUGUCCUCGUUUGCCGCGGAAAUUGUGGUGGGCUAGAAACCGUAGUCUUCCGGAAAGCGAUAAAGACGACGCAGGCACUAAAUUUCACCGGCAACCAUCUGAUCGGUCACAAACGCGGCUGCGUAUGGGUGCUAUGCCGGUGCGUUUAGACGCACUGCAGUGAAAAGGAAGACAAGGUUGCUGAAUUACCCUAUCUUCGACGGGUACUGAGAGCCAAUAACUACCCGCGCAUGCUUGUCAGCCAAUGCAUACGCAGACGAAGCCAGAUACAGAGUUCAACUGGGCCUAUAUUUUAGCGAGCGCUUCCGUACGUGAGAAACGUCUCGGAAGCCGUCAACAGCCUUUUCACUCCACCUAGAAUUGGGGUUGCACGCUGGCUGGAAGCAACCAUCAAGCGCCAAAUCAUGUGACCGAAAGAUCCGCUGCCAUGGCCGGAAACGUCAGGAGUCCUUUACCGGAUCUGGUGAAGUUGCGGACAGAGCAAAUGCUUUGGAGAAACUGGAAGAGUACUCGGGAAGUGCACGACUGAGCACGCAGCAUCGGUGAGGACAAAAGACACCAGUUCUCGGGUAACAGCUCAUUUCACGGAACCCGGCCACAUUUACAACUUUCAAGCGACCGAAAUUCUCGCUAGAGCUGACAGUCAUGAGCUGCUCAAAUCAUGGUUCUCAGGCCCACAAUCCAUCAACAAGCGCAACGACCUCCGGCUACCAUAUUCAAUGCUGCGACACUCCCUGAGCAGGGCUAUCAGUCAGGUGGGGAGGGCGCAGGCGGUCAACUAUACUGAUGGCAGUGGGCCAAAAUGCCGAGUAAUCAUCACGUCAACAUCCGGCUCGGAUGAUGAAAUUGCGGCAGUUAACGCCUCGGACACGGACUGACAAGCUAUCAUCGCCUUAAUUACGACCCCAAGCGAAGAUCAUGAGUGCUGUUAAUUAUAGUACGCAUGUGGCCCCAAGGCAGCUACGCACUAUAAGUACUGCAGUCUUUGUGCCGCCACUACCUUUGUCUGCAACUUUCUCUCAAGAUGGGUUCGAGUGAAAAUCCGAAGCGUCAGGCGAAUAAACUUCUUGUUUCAAUGAUCGCAUCCUCCUCUUCUUCUGAACAGACCUAUGCAGUCUGUGCUGUGAUAAGCCCACUUGUGCCGUAUUAAACUUAGUAUGCGAUGCCACUUCCAUGGGAGUCUGAAUUUUCCUCUGCCCUGCAGUGAACCAUACGAGCCAUUCGCUUAGUGACACACAUGACAUCUGUCUUCCUUUGACGCAUGUUACACGCACGCACGACAGUGAAUUGCGAUCCACGCAAACUCUUCACAAACCGAUAAACUCAUUUCGUGGGGUACAGCGGUUCCUACUUUGGUUUAGCGCACCUUUGGCGUAGCCGUAAACAUAAAGGGACUAAACGUUUGUAUUUUACUCGGUAGGAAGUUUUCCAAGCAUUGUGCCUUCCGUAAUUUUGCCUGAAAAUGGAGGUGCAUUCUAACUAUGAAAAUUUCGCAGACGGUAGAUAAUUACCACGCUCACCCGUCGUUGAUGAACUAUUUCAUAAAAUGUUAACCAGAAUUCCGGCAAGCGCUCUCAUUUCAUAAAGAUUGCAUAAACAGUGUUGCAAUAGUAACUGUCAGGCAAUAUAAUCUCAAAUUAUAUCAGUUACGUUAAUAUUCCAACUUUUAGAUGAGCUUCUGUGAGACAGCUCGCAUAAACUACAUCACUAAUCUUGAAAUCGACCGGCAGCUACAUCUGCAUUCAGAUUUUCUAAACUACAAGUCAUAAACCUUCCGUUUACGAAUAAUCAUAAAUUUCUAUAUGCUAUUAAGAAGAUGUCAUACGGGGGUCGAAAAAGUUUGCGCUGAAUAUGGAUUAUGCUAUACUUUUUAACAGCACCAUUAAUAAACACCCUGAUGCGAUGCUACAAGAUUAGACAUUUCACAGCCUUAAACAUCUUGCAACCAUAAGCAUUUAAAAAACCGGAACACACUCUUUCUUCAAGUAAAAAAUUUUGAGAAGACAUAAUUUUCUCUCAAACAGGCAUGAAAGAAAGAAUUUUCGUGCAUGUUUUCUAUGAACUAUUUUUAAAUUUAUGAGGACAUAGAAAAUCAAUGCGGACAAAUCAUAUUGCAUAAGUAGUCAUCUUUUGCGGAGUGAAGAUUACUCAGACGGCCACAAGAAGCUCGUUCAUAGGCCAGCAUUUUCGGGUUAUGCUGAGCAAUAAUUAGUGCUCAGCAUAUUCCAGUCCUUCUAUUAUUAUUAUUAUUUCAUGAGACAGCAUAUGCACUUCCCUCUUAACUGAAACCGGCAGAAACCCUUCAGUGAGUUUCUAAUUUUAGUUGGAUAGCUGGGAUUAUUAAACAAACCACGUUCUUCCAAGCAUCAUGACAAAUUUUUCCAUUGACAGUAAUGGAAGAUCUAUAACUACUUGGACUGCUGUGAGCUUAUCAUAAGUCUCUUCGUAUUCGUUCAACAACCGUCGGAAUUCUUUUUUUGGGGACUUUCACGCUAAUGCAGUAAUUUCAAAAUCUUGGCGUAAGUGCUCACACAAGUGCUUUGUAUUGGCCUUAUUAAGAGCUUCAGAUGGAAGUCCUUGCCGUUACGUUUUGUACACAGAGCAUCGGGCUCUGCGAAAGACUUAAUCAAGUCUGGAAUGCAAAAUGAUGUGGUACGCAAGUUAGUCACACACGAAAGCUCUGACCGCAGACCUGAGAGCCAUAAAAAAUCAAGAAAUUGUCUGCAUCAUCGCGGUAAAUUCAGCUACAAAACUUAGCAUUUCCCUACUGCGUAACCUACUUCGUUGGAUUGACAUGGAAUGCACAUGGUGUCUUACUCGCAACCACCUUCUCUGCGAGGCAUGUUUUACGAGUCACAUGCGUUACCUAUCGUUAACGUAAACAGAGCAAAGUACGCAUUUGUGCAGUAGGAAGCGAAACGUAUCAGACGAUGCAAUGAGUAUUUGGAUUAAGCGGAAACUAAGAAUUAGCUUCCUUAGAAGCCCAUGCUUACAAGUUGAAGAAAUGAGUGCAGUAAGUUCCCUGUUCAAAAUGAAUUGCACGAAUGAGCUAUGUACCUCAAGAAAAACGCAAGAAACCCAUUGGUUAGAUAUUUAUAGACAGAGGGUCAGAUUGAGCAACUUCUAUAGAGUAAAGCUCUGUUUAAAACUCUGCGGAAAAGAGUAUGCUACUUGUCUUCACGCAAAUUAGGCAACGAAAACAUCUUAAAAAUGACGUAAGUGACCGAUUUUAUUGAAAUGUUUUUCGAUCAGGCAGUAUUACAUAAGUAGGCUGUAAUAGUGAACAUCAUGCAGCAUAACCCCACAAUAAUUUUUAUGACGUUAGGAUACUGACAUGCUAUUAUACUUUUUUUUCGGGUGUUAAAAGAAGUCAAAUUUGAUAUUAGAUAUCAGCUUAAGUAGUAAGUAUUUGUUCCAUUGAUUUUCGCUGUCCAUAUAUCAAAAUAUGUUUCAGAGAAGCAUGCUUUCUUGUGCUGCUUUCGUAGCUGAUUGCAUCUUGUUUGCAUUUUGUGCUCAGGGAAAGAUUUACAUCUGGGUUUUAAGGAAUAUUUUCAAUUCUUUAAUGAAUUUGAACCGGAUCUGACGUUGUCUUUGUGUUUAGGGCCUACAGUCCACAAGCUGCAUAUUUUCCCUGUAGGCUAACUCAUGUAUUCCUUUAUGUAGUUAUAGAGAUAUCAAACAGGACUCCUAAAAUUUUGUAAUGGAUGUGGAUCAUUGUGUACACUUCUUGAGGAACUUUGUUAAAUUGACAGGUACGAUGCUACCUCGAAUGGGCAUUGCGCUCUCUUGGAGAGUCUCAUAAUAAAGAACUCUUCUAAAUUCUUGGCAAACUUUUAUUGAACUUAAAUAAAGAAAAAAAAAAAGAAUUUCUCACCAAAUAAAUGCAAGAAAGCACGUUUUCAAUAAAAUUAUUCGGAUUUAUAAAAAGAGUAAAACACAGUAGAAAAACAUCGCAUUACUUAACUAGUUUAUUCACGCUGCAAAAAGUGUUUGUAGAAGACCGGAAACUUCGUGAACUCGAAAACCGGCAUCCUAGCCUGGUUUAAAUUUUGCAUCAAUAACAUAGCCCCCCUUAAGCUAUCCUUCCAAACUGAAAGUACAUUUCCGGAUUUCAGAUUUCAGAGUGCGGUCAUUGAGUAUGUAUUGCCAUCGAACAUUUAGGCGUGCCCUUUUUUCGAAGUAUUCAAGUACAGAUUAUUAUAGGACACACAACCAACAUGCACUACAAAUGCACCUUUCCUUGACCAGAUGGAACAGACGACAACUUUGAACAAAAAGAUAGACUCACCGGGACGGGUUUAUUUAGAUGCUGAUACUUCGAAGAGCUUGAUCGGCUCUCCAUUGUCAAAGCUCAAAGUUCACUUGAUCUACCAGAAAUUUCAAGUGGCGUAUCUCAUUGGUCGGCCUCAUGCUGGUCGAUUUUUCUCUCCUCUUGCAGCCUCGGCCUUUGGGGGGAUAGUUAGCGGGCGUUUUAUCUGUGUGCUUUGUGAGUCACCGCUUCGUCAGAGGAGGUGCUUGAACUUUCGUCGGGUGGUCGGUUUGGUGGUUCUUUUUCCUGGCCGAGUAGAUUGGCCAUCGGCCUGUCUACGUAUAGCGUCCUUAAGUCUAGUGUGGUUACUUGAUCCUGAGCUUCACCGACGUGAUGACGUAGGACUCUGUAGGUUGCAAAGACUUCCAGAUGCCUGUUGAUGGAGUUGGACUCGGGGUACCAAGCCCCCAGUGUUAGCCUUUCUGCUUUGCUGUUCUCCGGCCUAAGAUAUUAGCUUUCUGGAGAUCGAAAGUAUGCCCAGUUUCUCCAACGUGCGUUGUUGGUUAAGAGUUGGGGUCUGUCCUCCGAGAGGCUGACUUGUGCUCUUGUAGGCGUGUCCGCAAUUUCCGUCCGAUUUCUCCAACGUAGUUGCAGUCGCCCUCAUUGCAUUUAUUUGGUAGACAACUCCUGAGAUUUCAGCUGGUGGUAGUGUGUCCUUAGGUUGCAUCAGACAGCGCCGUAGUGUUGCCUGGGAUCGAUGGCUAUGCCAAACGAGGCAUCGCCUCGGAGACUCGUUUAAUGUAGGGCAUGGCCCUAAUAAAAUUUCAGGUUGCUGCUCAUUUGGCCGUCUUCUGUGCUCUCGGCGCCUGCUUCUCUCGAUAAAAUAUCUGGGAUAACCAUUGGCUGCAAAAACGUUCUGAAGUUAUUCGGCCGUUUUAUCUUCCAGCGUGCUGCAGUGUGUUUCGACUCUUUGAAAUAGAGUUCAGACACAGUGACGUUUGUGAGACAGAAGAUGAUUGCUGUUGAAGUGUAGGAUUUUUCUUGUGUCGGUGGAUUUUCUGAAUAGUGUGGUUUGCAGUUAGCUAUUUGUACAACAGCGCACAAGCACGCCAAGGAAUGAUGGUUGUUUGUUUGUUCCUGAUCCCAUCGCGAAUUAUAUGUCCAGAUCAACCUAGUUCAGCAGUUCUUCUAGGUACUUAAUGAGAAUUGUUUUGCCAACGACGGUGUCAUCGACAUAGCGAGCCCAGAACUUUGAUUGAUGCUUAGAGAACACUACGUGUUCUAUCCGUUGAAGAACGACGUCAGCAAUCAGGCCUGCAUAGGGGGCCCAUGGGAGUGCCCUUACUUUUUCGAACAUUUGUCUACCAAAGGUGAAAUAGGUCUUGGAAGGGUUUUGCAGAAGGUCGAACAAAUGUUCAGAAUUUAGGGUCUUAUCCCUCUCCUCAUUGCGCUUUGCCAGCAAUUGGUUUACAACGUCCGUCGGGAGUUGCUGUGAAAUGGAAGUGAAAAGCGGAACGACAUUAAAGGAUACUAUGGAUUCUUCUGGCUAUAAAAUCAGGUAUUUUAUACGAUCGAGGGAUCGGUUCACAGGUACUACUGUUUAUGGUGGGCUUUGGUCCAGAAAAUUCAGACGACCGAACAUCCAUUUUGGCAAACCGUACGUCGGAGUGGCACAAAGAGAUACGAUUGGUCUGCGUGGGGCAUUUUGCUAGUGCACCGUCGACAAACGACAGUAUUCGUUUGAGGAUCAAACGUGUUCUGAAGACCUGUGCUCUAUAUGAAAUAGCGAGCUGCAUUUGACAGAUUUGGCAACCAAUACCAUAUCGGUCUAGUAGUGUACGAACAUUUUCAAUUAAAAUACACCCUGGGUAUUUCUGACUCAGUGGACGCGUGCAAACACAUUGUCGCCAUGUUUGCGAUCUGGACGAAAAGUUGGAAAAAAUGCAGCAACCCAUUGCCUCCGACGGCUUUUCACAGCCAGGGAAUAUCCCAGCAACUUUAUCAAGAAGUUUCGGCGUAACUUUAAAACGCCAAAGGGAUCGGUGUAUCAUACCACAUAGUGUUGUUUUGUUCUAAAUACUUGCCAACUUACUGGAACAACGGGUGAUUUAAAGACCACGGAAUUCUGAAACGACAGUCAGCCAUCAACUGGCCAAAAAUUGAUCAGACUGAAUCGGACUGCGGCACAGUCAAAAAUACUGGUGAAACGAGCAUAGAAAUGCGGUCCGUCAGAGAGACAAACUUCUUCAAAAGCCUCUUAUUCGUCCUUUUCGGGGUAUAAAUAUGAUUUCGAACUGGUGGUCGUUGAUGGACUGCAUGACCGUAUUUCCCGCCAGCUAAGUAGAUAUUUACAUAUAUACAAGCAGUAGCCCAUCCAAAAGGCAUACCAACCCGCCGUCCACUUAUAAAGUUCCACAGGAACAAAUCAUCAGGACAAAGCAGGGAGCAGACUACCCGUGAAUUUCAAGUGAACACUUCAUUCUCAUUCAGCCAUAAAAACGAAUUUUAAAGAGAGGUCAGGAUAUCAGAGGUGACUUAGACAUCUUCCGCUGGUGACGGGCAUGCUAUUUUGCGCGACCCAGCUCUAGAUUAAGUUUCGCACCAAUCCUGCUGCACUCUUAGCCAGGCCUCAUAAUCAGAUUUUUCUGGAAAGUUGCGAGGUUCUGCGGGGAUCUCAGCGGAUUUACUUGCAGUUGCACCUCGUUAAGUGUGCUGUUGUUUAAGUUUGCAUUCUUUAAAGUUCGUCGGUGUUUUACAAUGUUAACAGGAAACUUUUGCAUUACAGGGACAAAAGCCAGUGUAAGUCCGGUGCCAGGGAUAGUCAUAUCAGUAAUCUGCCUGUUUGGCCUCCUGGGAAUCAUUGCAUACUUACUGGUGGAUCAUUAUCGCCGCAAAGAAAUGGAAAAGGAACACAAGUAAGUUUUUGAAGUGGCUCUUCGUAUCUGAAAACAAUACCCUGUUUUCGUAAAUUAACCCCUCAUCGUUUAAUUUCUGAUUCAGACCAGAUGCGGUACCUCGUGGAAGUUUUACGUACGCCACCGACUGUGUAUCAUCACGGUGAGUGAAUCGUAUGUUAUUUAGUUAUGACGUUUCCUCCUUUAUGUGGUAGUUUGUAGUGAGAUGCCGGACUAAUUUACCUUUGACAAUUUAGUCCCAUUUUCUUUGACCGGAUUGUUUGUUUGAAUGUGACGAGAAAAGACACACCUGGACAACCCGCCUUGCUGGCCUGCUUUGCUGUUGCGCUCUGCUGUCAGGUUACUUAACGUUCGGAAUCUCUAUAUUAUUCACCGCUCAGUUUUACUUGCUGCCUUCAAGACUAGGGGCUCGGGAGAUAUAACUCGUUAGUUCGUGAGAACAUUAGCAUCUUUGUCAAGUUAAAUAAGUGUAAUAUUGCCUUGCAGACGAUAGAAGGCUGUGAAUCGGUAUUGUGUAGCCAAUGUUAUACGGCCAUAAACGUCAGGAAUUGUCUGGGCAAGUUUUUCGACUACGUACGCCAGAGCUCUAAAUCAAUAAUUCUCGCCACCUUGGAGUGUGCGACUUUUCGUAGAUCCAUAACUUUCACUGUUUCAUAUAUGAUUAAAACUCACGAACAGAUAGCUGUCAACAUUCAGUAGUUUCCCUGCUUCGAAUAUAUGGACUGUUAACUCCAUAGAUUCGCAGGCAUAAACAGCAUUUGCAUGAAAUACUUGGCAUGCAUUAAACUGUUUUUUUAUGGAUUAUAAACGAUUUGUGAUUAUUUUCAAGGAAAGAGAUACUUCCAAUUUCUUAAAGACGACGGGAUUUAUGGCCUUCGCCCGGGACCUUCUUCUGCAUUGAGGUAGAGGGCUGACUUAUUUCACGCAGAAAUUUAAUCAGACUUUUCAUGAAGCGGACAAAGAUAUUGUCCUGUCUACUGGGUAUAAUCCCGUGCCCUUGACGCAAUAUGUGGUCUCGUUUUAAUUUUUUACCGCAAAAAUAAUUAAAUCCACAUUCUAAUUUUUUUCGCAUGAGUAUUUUAAACAUUUUGUUGACAACGUCGAGAGACACAAAAAAACCGUGCGGUUAAAAGUUUGCAUAAGGUAUCUAGAUACCGGAUUUUCCAAUGAAACUGCGGGCUGGUAUGAUGACUUUAUUUGUAUUUUGCCUGCAUUUGUUCCAGUUAACUCUUUCUUAACAGAACUUAAGAUUUGUAUAAAUUUCGUGCGCAGAUCAAGAUUUUUUAUUUUUAUUUUCUUUAGAAAUUGACUGCUUACUUGGAGUAAGUCAGUUUAAACCGAGAUCUAUAGGUGUAGAUCGACAUUUGAUGUAUGACUCCUUUGGUCGAUGUCUAUCAGCCGCACGGGGGAUAACCGCGUACUAUUCAUUACUUGCUUACAGGCAGCCAGUAGCAUGCAUUGGGUGGCAGGAUACCAUACUAACAGCAGAGGUAGUAGGGUAUGUUGUUAAUAUGGUAUUCUGCAUCCCAAUAUAUACUACUAGCUGCCUGUCAGCAGUUACUGAAUAUUACGCCGUUAUCUCGCUGUGAAUGGUGGGCAUAGCCCAAGCAUUUAUACAUCGAAUUUCGGUCUACGCCCAUAGGCCUUAGUUCAAACUAAUUCACUCGAAGUUGGCAUUUAAUUUCUCAGCAAAGUUGAAGGCAUUAAUUUCAAAACUGGAGUACCUAUGAGAUGGUACACGGAAAAUACUGGAGUACCCACUAAUGAGCCGAGUUUCUCACGGCUGUGCCAUGAAGUGGCAGAAUAUCGACGAAACAUUUGUCGGGGCCUUUAGCUAGUACCCGUGCUGGUAAUGUGGUAUGCUGCAACGUAAUUUAUCUGGGAAAAUUUACCCUUGCAGAUGAUAUUAAUAAUUUUGUAGUGGUUUAAUUUUGCGUCCUUAUAGACAGCGAAAUUGCUGUCAAGCCAAUAUGAGGCUGGAGAUACACAAAAGGGAGUCCCUAACACGCACGCAUUUGCUAAGAUUUCUCGUUCCAUACCAAAUCCGAUGGAUUACUGACAUUGGUAUCUCUAUCAACUGCUUACCCGCUUGUCUGUCUAACUCAAAAUGAAUAUUCCUAUAAGACUCGCUGCAUGCUUUCAAGUAGGUCUGUUUAAUGACCGUUAAAUGACUUCUGAAAUAGGGAAUCAUUCACAGACUUUUGCCAUUUUGUAAUUUUCGUUUUAACAACUUCCUUUUCCGACAAAUUGCAGGCCGCCCGCGGGAACCCUAACCUACGAGGAUGGUUAUAUGUUACCACACGCAACUUCACCGCCUGCAUUUCGAUCCAGUGUUAAAGGCCGCGAUGCUACCGCCACGUUGCCUGGGCUGCCAGAAUCACUACCUUCAAAAAGGACGCCUCAAAUAAGGCCCAAGAAGCCGGAUAAUUUGUCCUUUCUUAAAAACAUUCUGAAACGUGAUAGCGUUUACAAUCCAGAAUAUGUGGAGCCACGCCAAGGUAUGUUACCCGUUAAAUGCUUAACAACUGCACAAUUCUGAACGAUUUAUCAAAAGACCAGAUACCAGCGGUAAGGUGAUUACCGCAGGAGUGCUACACUAGUUGGGAUGAGUUGCAGGGAUUUGUCGAUUUUACCCCCUUUUCAGCGAGUUUAUUAGAGGACAAUCGUUUAUAUCCUACCUGUAAAUGUAAUCUGUCCACCUACAUCACCCUCUUCGCAGUCUUAGAAUAAGAAAGGGUUCGUAUUAUGUUGUUCGUAAAGACUGACCGACAUUUUAUUUGCUUUAAAGAAUUAAAGUACUUGUUGUUUUGCAGGGUUUUAUGCAAGACUACAUGCUUACUACUUAAUGUGUGCUUUCUGAUACUUCCUCUAUGAGUUCUUUCGAAGAACAAAUUUUGAGCAUAUUGACCCUUAAAAAUGAAACAUAAAGAAGAGGAGAUGCGUUCCCUCCACUAACGUGAGUUCUAACUCGGCUAAAAUGCUUCUUACUUAGUGACCGAUAUCAACAGAGCAUGAUACAAGGGACAACUAGGAUCAAAUAGCAUGAUUAUGGUUUUAAAAGCCUUAGCUGUACCAGCCGUAGUUUAUGGUAACAAUUCGGUGGUCUAUAACUGGAUACGUCUGUUAUAUAUUUUUGAGGUCAAUAAGAACAUCACAACAGAGACUUACUUUAACCAGCUUGAAGAACUGCAAGUUCACUUAAGGAAACAGGGACCUUUACUUGUAAAUAGGCCUAGUCCAAUUCUGCUCCGCAAGAAAACUUGGCCACAUUUUGCCAGGAUAGCAUCGCAGAGACUCAGUGACUUGGAAUAUGAGACUUUCUUACACCCUCCAUUUUCCCCUAUCUUUCACUCACUGGCUAUUACUUUUUUCAAGCGUCUGGAAACCUUUCUAAGCAAUAGAACUUCCAAGAAUAAAACUGGCAUGAAAGCUUUAUUUAAGGAUUUCUAAGCGUCAGUGCCAGUGGAUUUUUAUUGACAAGGCCUAAAGAAUCCCGUUGAGCCACGCCAGACAUGUAUGAAUGUCGAGACAUCAUAUAUUGAUUAAUUUCAUCAUUCGUAGUGUUAGAUGUUUGUAUCUAAAGUCAGACAGCAUUUUCCUCAAAUUAGACUAAACGUCUAACAUCUCUAUUCUUUCAUACUCUACGUAAAUGGAUGGGUUCUCUCACUUUCCUCCUUACCAUUCAGAUAACUUGGAGAACAACUAUGAGGAGCUCCAUCCGGAUGCAGAAUAA
This is a messenger RNA of Spirometra erinaceieuropaei, 23950 nucleotides long. Lineage: Eukaryota; Metazoa; Platyhelminthes; Cestoda; Diphyllobothriidea; Diphyllobothriidae. The record is from the annotation of a GenBank genome assembly.